AUUUUGGUCCAUAAGAAUGUCUCAUACUUCCAUUUAACUCCUGUACAUCUUUUGUUCUCAAAGUUUCACAGUACACAAAAUCAAUAUGCACUCCUUUUCGAAGUUUGUUUCAGCCCUCGCCUUCGGGCUGCUGUUAAGCCAGGUUGCCGCCACUUGCACUCGGCCCUUGCAGCGAAAGGAGUGGAGAACCCUACGGGCCUCGGAGAAGCAAGCUUAUAUUAAAGCUGUGCGAUGCAUGCAGACCAAGCCAGGUCUUCUGGGAGACCUUUACCCCGGAGUUCGGUCUCGCUUUGAUGAUUUCCUGGGCUUGCACAUCAACCAAACAGACUUUAUCCAUUUUGUGGGAUUCUUCCAACCAUGGCAUCGUUUCUUUGUCGCAACUUAUGAAGCAAGUCUACGCAGUGAAUGUGGAUACACUGGAGCUCAACCAUAUUGGGAUUGGUCUUUGGAUUCCUGGUCCGAGGCAGCCUUUCUGGCGUCCCCGGUUUUUGAUCCAGCAACAGGAUUUGGAGGAAAUGGGCCAUAUAUCAACUCCACCGACGAUGCCAGUGUUCGCCUCCACAUCCCUGGGAAAACAGGAGGAGGGUGCGUCUUAAACGGACCUUUUCUGGAUAUGUCUGUGAACAUGGGACCAGGUCUUAACAACGACUACAAUCCUCACUGUCUCACCCGCGAUUUUAGCCCUUGGCUGGCAACACAAAAGCUGCAGUUCAUCAAUUCCUUUACACCCUUUCUACAAACUACGUUCUCGAAAUUCGAUGUCGCCGUUCAGGGCUCUAUCGAUGUCGCAGGUUUAACUUAUCAUGGCGGCGGGCAUCUCUCCGUUGGAGGUGAUCUUGGAACCAUGGGAGAUGUCUACGCAAGCCCUGGAGAUCCGCUCUUCUUUCUACAUCAUGCAAACAUGGAUCGCUUGUGGAAUCUCUGGCAGCGUGUCGACUUUUCUCGCCGCAGCAAAGACAUCGCAGGCCCGACUGUUCAAUUCACAGCGCCAUUUGACUUUUUUGAGCCUGCUACGUCCACGAACGUAACUCUGGACUAUGCUAUGGAUUUCAAGCAUUUGGCUUCCAGCUCAUCAUCUGUCAAGAUUAGCGAAGUUAUGGAUAUCCAGGCUGGAAGGCUUUGCUAUACUUAUGUAUGAGAUAAAUCUGUUUAGCAAACGCUGCUUGCUCCUGAGUAAGCAAGGAAUACGAG
Pseudogymnoascus verrucosus is the source of this 1191-nucleotide messenger RNA. RefSeq lists its product as uncharacterized. Lineage: Eukaryota; Fungi; Ascomycota; Leotiomycetes; Thelebolales; Thelebolaceae. The transcript is spliced from 12 exons. Bases 86 to 1138 code for a protein of 350 amino acids. Gene Ontology annotation, molecular function: oxidoreductase activity. The record is from RefSeq and is a predicted model, not a curated record.